AGAAAAUCGUUUCUUUUGCUGAAAAAGGCAACCUGACGACUAACGCCGUCGCAGAAGCCAUCGUUCGUCUCGUUGUUGGUACGUUUCACGGAGGAGCUAAGCGAAACCCUAAUUCAAUAGCAGGGAAAGUUCUGUGAAGAGCGACACAGAGAGAGGACCGAGAAUGACGGUCAAACUGUUGGAAUCGCUACCUCCUACAGAAACGUUAGAAAUGGAGAAUGGUCUGAAGCUCGUGCCGCGUCUGAAACUCAAUUUCACAGUCUAUCAUUCAUCCCCUUCCGUGAGUAAGUCCCUUGAUGAGUGGAAGUUGAAGCGAGCUCUCAUUGACUUUCUCAAGACUUCGCUUUCGGUUCCGGUCAUAGUUCCUGAGGAGGAUUUGGUGAUCAAACGCAUUAAAGAGCUUAAGACACGCAAGCGCGAAGACCCACUUGCUCGCGGUACUCUCUUCGUGCGAGAUCUUGGGUUUUUGAAAACUGUUAACAAGAGAUACGAGGAGGAGGAAGAAGAGGAAGUCACCGCGUUGGAGAAGAAGUUUUUGGAUUGGAGGCGGGUUCUGGUUGAGAAAUUGGAUGGGAUUGAGCUGAAUCUUGAGGGGUUCAAAUUCAAACUCACUGUUGUUAUACCAGAAUCUGAUAAUUUUGAGGAAAUGAAGAAAGCUUGGGAGGAGUUUUACGCAUUUGGGAAUCGGGGAUAUUCGAGAAGUGGGAGCCAAGGACCCGAUACCAUUACCUUGAGAGGCGCACCAUCAAGGUGGUUUGCUGAGCCUCGGGUUUCGUCUAAGCCCUCCAUGUUGGUCACACAUACCAUCUUUUCUACAUUUGGAAAGAUAAGGAACCUAAAUAUUGCUGUGGACGAUGAUUUUGGUAAGGAUGGCAAUGAGGAUGGAGAAGACAUAAUUUCAGGUUUACACUGUAAAAUAACAGUUCAGUUUGAGAAACACCGGGACUUCUAUAAUGCUUUGAAGGUGCUGUCUGGUCGUUCAUUGCAGAAGCAAGGAUCUCGUCUCUGGGCUGAUUACGAGGUCACCUGGGAAAAGGAUGGCUUUACCCUAUACUCAAGAAGUCAAACACAGGUUAAUGGCAGCAGAAUGCAGGAAAUGGCAGCAGGGAAAUUUAAGAAUGAGGCCUUAAGACGACAACGAUAUUCAGGCUCCAUUCCUGAUGAUUCACAGCGCAAGAGGUUCAAGGAAUAGGAGAAGUUAACUAUGUAGGUUGCCUCAGUGAAAACUUAAAGCUUGCUUCUGGCAUUACUCGCAGCUCCUUUUACAGGCACAAAAUGGUCUUCUGCAAUUUGUGAUGACAAUCUCCCUGUUUCUCAUUCAAAAUUCUACAAUUUGAUGCCCUCGCAUCAUAUUGCAGGAUGCUAUAUUGCAAAUUGUGGUUUGUUCUAAUAUCUUCUCUCUCUCCCACAGGCCCACAUGUAUAAUCCCCUGGCCUCUGAAUUUUUUGUAUAAAUGCUUAAGAAACCGGCUGGAGCUAACAUAUUUAUCAGAGAGGAGGUAUAAAAACUUUCGUGUUACUUAGA
Molecule: messenger RNA, 1524 nt
Organism: Benincasa hispida (wax gourd)
Lineage: Eukaryota; Viridiplantae; Streptophyta; Magnoliopsida; Cucurbitales; Cucurbitaceae
Gene: ZCW7
Product: ZCW7
Source: RefSeq, a predicted model, not a curated record